CAGGUAGAUUGCAGGACGCUCUAAGCAUAAAAUGAGCUACAGCCAGUAAGCCAGCAGCUCCAGUUGGAUCAGGAGACUGUUGCAGAAUACUGUUCCCUUUCUUACAGCCUGAGAGACGACACGCAGCAAAGAGAUGCACCUUUUUCGUCUCACCCUGGUGGUGUCCCUGGUCUUGACGUCGGCUUUGAAAACCCUGGACUCGGAGCAGGAGCUGCAGGACAGCGGCUUUGGUCGGCCUCCCCCCCGUCACGGACUCCGGCUCCUGGUGUGGUACGUUCAGAACUGCCUGGACAACAACAUGCGGGCUCUGUGUGACCCCACCAAGGGAGAAUAUGGAUUUCACUGGUUUAGAAACAUAGGACGCAAGCCUCUGCUUCCACGGAUCAGGGACAAACGCCAAUACAGAUACUACACCAUCGGAAACCUGAACUCUCCUCAUGCUGAGGACCUGCCGUAUGACGUUAGGAAGGACUACGACCGCCACGACCCCGACAGCAACAUGGACAGAGUUCUGGUGAGAUACAACAAAAACAACAAACGUAUUGAUGAGCUAUAUGCAUCUGCACAUUACGACCCCAAGGAGACGUACGUUAUUGGACCAAAUCUUCUGGCUGCUCUUAGAGGGAAAAUGAACCUUGUUUGUGUGGAAAUGUGAAGAUCUCCUGCAUCUCCCUCGGCCAACCUGAACAGCUUCACGAGACGUAAGAAUCAAACACAAGCGUGACCAGUACUGGAGUUGAGGGAGGAUGGCAUCCCUUCUGAAAUAAAAACGGUCCAAAUCAUCCCCCCUGUAAAAGUGCCAUCCCUCCUUUCCAUCCCUUAUGUCAUUUCAUCAAUGAAUGUGGUUUUACUGCUAUUUCAACAUUUAGAGUCAUCACCAGAAAAAUAACUUA
This is a messenger RNA of Cololabis saira (Pacific saury), 893 nucleotides long. RefSeq lists its product as uncharacterized. Lineage: Eukaryota; Metazoa; Chordata; Actinopteri; Beloniformes; Belonidae. The transcript is spliced from 2 exons. The coding region runs from base 134 to 655 and encodes 173 amino acids. The record is from RefSeq and is a predicted model, not a curated record.